Oryza brachyantha (malo sina) is the source of this 981-nucleotide messenger RNA. RefSeq names its product putative cyclin-dependent kinase F-2. Gene Ontology annotation, molecular function: cyclin-dependent protein serine/threonine kinase activity; ATP binding. The coding region runs from base 1 to 981 and encodes 326 amino acids. The record is from RefSeq and is a predicted model, not a curated record. The transcript has a single exon. NCBI's taxonomy places the organism in Eukaryota, Viridiplantae, Streptophyta, Magnoliopsida, Poales, Poaceae. Gene Ontology annotation, biological process: protein phosphorylation; regulation of mitotic cell cycle. Gene Ontology annotation, cellular component: nucleus.
AUGGCGGCCGCCGUCGCGAUGGCAUGCAAGCGCCCGGCGCCCGACGGCUACGCCUGCUCCGCUGCUGCGCCGUGCAAGAAGCCACGGUUGCUGUUCACGAGCAUCUUCAACUACGAGAGGAUGGAGACGCUCGGGGCGGGCACGUACGGCGUCGUCUACAGGGCUCGCGACCGCCGCACCGGCGAGAUGGUGGCGGUCAAGUGGGUGCGCCCACUGCGUGGCCGCGACCAUGGCCAACCGGCCGACGUCGACGCGUUCGUGCGCGAACGCGACUGCCUUGCCGCGUGCCGCGGCUACCCGUCCGUCGUGCAGCUCAGGGACGUUGCCGCCAACCCGUCCAACUGGGACAUGUUCCUCGUCAUGGAGUUCGUCGGCGCCCGCAGCCUCCGCGACCUCAUCGUCGGCCGUGCCCGUCGUCCCUUCUCCGAGGCCGAGACCCGCGCGCUGAUGCGGCAGCUCCUCGCCGGCGUCAGGACAAUGCACGCCGCCGGCAUGGCCCACCGCGACAUCAAGCCGGGCAACAUCCUCGUCGGCCCGGGCUGCGCGCUCAAGAUAUGUGAUUUCGGGAUGGCCACCACGGCGGCGCCGCCUUACGAGAGAUUCAUGGUCGGCACGCUCCACUAUAACGCGCCGGAGCAGCUCACCGGAAAGGGCCAGUACAACGCCCAGGCCGUGGACAUGUGGGCGCUGGGCUGCGUGAUGGCCGAGCUCCUCACUGGCGGACCAGCGUUCACGUCAAAGACGGUGGAGGAGCACCUGCUCGAGCUGUCGGAGCUGCGGGACUACGAGGUCGGGUCCAAGGACUCGCUGGCGUUCGGUGGCCUGCCGGGGCUGUCGCCGGCGGGACGCGAGGUGCUCGCUGGACUGCUGGCCUUCUACGAGGACGAGCGGAUGACGGCGGAGGCGGCGCUGGAGCACCGGUGGUUCACGGAUGAGGACGACUCCCCUGCCGUCCUGGAGGGCCUCGCCGGCUUAGCUUAA